AUGUCGUAUCCCUUUGGUAAUUAAUUUUAAGCAGGGAUGCCUAAUGCCAAAUACAAAACAACCCUUUGCAGACACUAUCAAGCUACGAGACAAUGUGCCAUAGGAGCCAAAUGCCAAUUCGCUCAUGGACAUGAGGAAAUGAGAUCCAUAAAUGAUCCAAUUCCGUCUGCUCUUAUCGCAGUUUUAGCAGUCCCUCCUCCUUUUUAGGAAAUUAUGAAACCUAUGAUGCCUUAGUAACCUGCUUUUAAAAUCCCAUGCAAAUAUCAUGCUUAAAAUUAUUGCAAAAAUGGAUAAAAUUGCCAGUAUUCUCAUGAUGUCGAUAUUUAACAACCAAUGAUUCCCAAUAUUAUUAACCCUUAUUAACCAUAAUACCCUUAAGUUGAAAUUAGAUAAGAAAUUAAGCAGGAAGAUCCAAUGACUACUGUAUUUAUCAUUAUAUUAUAAACCAUGGAAUAAAUAUUUUCGAAAGAUGAUAUCAUAUAAAAAUUAAAAAUUGCCUAAGAUCAAGUGAAAUGCGGUAAUUUGACAGUUGGUUCAGAAUGCAUUAAAGCCAUUAUGACAGAUCCAGAGAGAACAGACGAUGAGAUAGAAUAGUAUACUACUAUAUAUAAGAAUGCAUGUUAUUAUUAUCAUCAAUUGUAAUAAGGUUGAAAAAUUUGUUGUUUAAAUAUAAAAAAUAUAUAUAAAUAUAUAGAA
Paramecium tetraurelia is the source of this 696-nucleotide messenger RNA. RefSeq lists its product as uncharacterized. The transcript has 6 exons. Gene Ontology annotation, molecular function: mRNA binding; metal ion binding. Lineage: Eukaryota; Ciliophora; Oligohymenophorea; Peniculida; Parameciidae. The record is from RefSeq and is a predicted model, not a curated record.